AUGACGCCGAAUCUGAGCACGGCAGAAUGCAAAUCGGCUCCACUUAGCGCAACUGGACGCAAGUCGUGCUCUCAAAGAACCUACCACAGAGAUGACCUUGCCAGAAGACAGAGGCACGAACACCGGAAUGGUAAUGCGACUCCGGCCCCCCCUCUGCUCGUUCCUGUUGCCCCUACUCCUGCUCAACAGCUUGGCAUCGACUUCGAGACUCUGGAAGGGUGUUUGACGUUUGAGAACUUCAUGGCUGCCCUGGGUGGAAGCCAGCCUCUUGGGUCGAUUAUCAGCUACGCGCCAAGUUUUCAGGUAGAAAAAUCCCGUGAUGUGACACAUCGCGUUGUCUUAUCCAUGGCUUCCCGAACGUUGGAUCAACUCAGGGAAAUAUUCGGGGCAGAUGUAUCAGACGAGAAGCUCCUCAAAGAAUGCGCCAACAUCUGCGAGUCCUUCAACCUCACGCCGCGCGACUUCAGUUUUAAAGUCGAGGCAGAGUCCUUCAAGUUCUCUGCGCCGCGCGGAUCUGCGCUUCCCAGCCUCAGCUUGGACAUGUGCAACACGAUUCGACAGACGCUGCGGCGGCAGGCUGAGGUACAGGGGCUCACGAAGGUGGCACAGCGAGCUGCGAGAGGGCGAGGGGGGCUGAACAGCGCGCCGGUGAGAGGUGCGGGGCGCCAUCAUAUGCAAGCACGAGCGCGAGUCAAGGUCGAACCGGGGUCCGAGACGACGAGUCUCGCUCACGCUGGGCCCAGCAAGGUCGCAUUCCAAGGGCCUCCACGGACAGACAAACGCAGCUAUCGAUACAUGUAUGAGAAGAUAUACGAACGCAGUGAAGUCCUCGACAACCGGAUCGACGAGUUCGCGGAGCUGGUGCGGGAGCACUACCACAUCGACGAGCUCGGCGACCCGUGCACUUUUACCAAUGAGCCGAUAUACGUCGUUGGGCGCAUCGUGCCGCAGGUCGAAGGGUCGUCCGCAGACGGCAGCGGCAAGCUCGCGGACGCAUCGCUUGCGCUCGAGUCGUCGCGCAUGAUGGGGUCCGGGCAGCGCGUGCCUCUCCGCUUCGAGCCCACGGUCAAGAUGAGGGGCGGCCCCGAAGGCGUCUCGAAAUGCGGGUUCUUUCCUGGUAUGAUCGCUGCACUAAAAGGACGGAACGGCGGCGGCGGGUGGUUCGCAGUGGACGAAGCGAUAUGUCUUCCCCCGCUCAAAUCGAUGCCACCGGUGAAGAUCGAGGCGUUCUUCAUGCAGGUAGCAGCGGGGCCCUACACGCUAGACACCGAUCUCAGCUUCGGCUUCGCCAAAUCCUUCUUCAACACCCUAAAAACAGCGAAGCCAUCCGUCGUGCUCCUCGGAGAUGAUGUACAGCUUGGCCCGUUCGUAGACGCCAGCCACCAGUGCAUCCGAAAGGGCGACGUGGACAUGUCGCCGUCCGAGCUGUUCGCGCACCACUUCCUCGCCCCGCUCACGGUGUAUCUCAAUGCAGCGCCGGGGUCCACCGCCCUCAUCGUGCCGAGCGUCCGCGACAUCAACAACACCGUUGCGUCCUUCCCCCAGGCCGCCUUCGACCCGAGUCUAGUCGCAAACGACGAUCGAAUCAAGCUGCUCCCGAACCCCGCGCGAUUCAGCCUGAACGGCGUAACGUUCGGCGCGACGAGCGUCGAUGUGCUCUUUCACCUCAGGAAGGAGGAGCUGGUCAAACACGGCGAAUACGCGGAAUGGGUUCCCCCUGCUAGCGCGACAUCCACGACAACAGCGACGACGCCAGCUGCUGACGCCAGUGGGUUCAUCGACACAAUCAACCGCGACCUGCAUCCCGGCGCUGCGUUCCAAACUCCUGCUCCUGCGGGCGAGAUCCCUCAACAACAGCAACAACCACAAUAUCAGCAACGGCAGCAACAACCGGGAGGUGUGAAAAUGGAGGCAGACUCUGCCCCGCCGCCGUACGACGGCAUGUCGGGCCUCUGUCAACAUCUGCUCCGACAACGCAGCUUUUACCCCCUGUUCCCCGUGUCCGCGGACCUCGCGCACGACGUCAACCUUGACGUGUCGCGUUCCGAGCGCCUGCGGGUAGACUUGGGGGCUGACAACGGGGGGAGUGGUGUUGGUGUUGCGCCGAAUAUUCUCAUCGUGCCGAGUCGGCUGAAGCAUUUCGUGAAGCCCGUGGACCAUACUGUCGUUGUGAAUCCGUCGUUCCUGUCGAAAGGGACUUAUGCGACGAUCAGCGUGGCGGCGUGCAGCGACGGCUCGGUCCCGCUGACCGACCGUGUUGCUGUCGACUUCGGGAAGCUAGCGAGCUAA
Pleurotus ostreatus (oyster mushroom) is the source of this 2289-nucleotide messenger RNA. RefSeq names its product DNA-directed DNA polymerase alpha subunit pol12 (gene POL12). Gene Ontology annotation, biological process: DNA replication; DNA replication initiation. Bases 1 to 2289 code for a protein of 762 amino acids. Gene Ontology annotation, molecular function: DNA binding. Gene Ontology annotation, cellular component: alpha DNA polymerase:primase complex. Lineage: Eukaryota; Fungi; Basidiomycota; Agaricomycetes; Agaricales; Pleurotaceae. The transcript is spliced from 13 exons. The record is from RefSeq and is a predicted model, not a curated record.